AUGUCUACACACACCCCUGACCCCCAGGCCGUGGAGUUGCUCAAAAACAUCGAAAAUAUUUUCCUUCAAACAACCCAACUUUCAGAACGAUGGUAUCUUGUCGCACUGGCAGCUUUAGCCGGAGGCAAUGAUCCGGUUCUGUGCAAGGACCUUUAUCUCUACCUCAUUUCCAAGCCAGAAUUCUCUCAACCAGGCCAGAGGAAAGCCCUCGUUCGACGUGUCCGAGAAACUCUCAUCAAAUGCGUCGCCGUUGUCGGCGUUUGCAAGCCUAUCGAGGCCAUCCUCGCCAUCAACGAGUGUGAAAGAGAUGAGGACAAAGACCACAGCAUCACUCGAGAAGGGUGGCAGUGCGACGAUGCCAACCUGAAGCGUGGUAACGACUGGAUGCAAAGGCUCUAUUCGAGGAACAUGGACGAGACUAUGGGGUUCUUUAGUGACCACAGAGACUUCGAGUGGGUUAGCAGACAUAUUUCAUAUGGGUUGUACCUCAGCGACCGUCAGGUCCUGGACGAUAUCGAUACUGAGAUUGUUGUCUUGUCAUCAAUCAUGAUACAGAACCUUGGCAAGGAGACGCAUUGGCAUAUCAGAGGGUCAAGGAGGUUGGGCAUCCCCAAGGCUGAUGUUGAGGCUCUUCACAGCUCGGUGGGCACUAUCGCUAGACAUCUUGGAUUGAGUCAGCACCGCAUCCCGAGCGUUGAACAGGUGGAACAAGACGUGUAG
This is a messenger RNA of Ilyonectria robusta, 720 nucleotides long. RefSeq lists its product as uncharacterized. The record is from RefSeq and is a predicted model, not a curated record. Lineage: Eukaryota; Fungi; Ascomycota; Sordariomycetes; Hypocreales; Nectriaceae. The coding region runs from base 1 to 720 and encodes 239 amino acids. The transcript has a single exon.